GGCGUCGGCCCGCAUCCGGGACGUCGGCCAGAGAGAGCAGCUUUUCUUCGGUAAGUAUUACUCCCUCCGUCCGGGAAAAGUUGUCCCCAACGACAUUUUGCAAAAAGCACCUCCCCUUUCUUCCGACAAACUACGCAGCCCUCCUUCCGACUGCUUCUCUGCUCCGUCGCCUCGCCAAGCGCCGGCAGCCUGCUCCGUCGCCUCGCCGCCUACUCUGUCGCCUCUCCGCAUGCUCCGCCGCCUCGCCGCACGUCGGCUGCCUUCUCCCCCUCGUCUCGCCGCUUCUCUCCGUCCGCACUAGGAGAUCAAGAGGGAAGGGAUCCCCUUUUCUGCAAAGGCCGUGCCUUGCCGACUCCGGCGGCGGCGCUCAAUGACCCGCUCCUCGUCCUCGAGCACAUCCUCCAGACCUCGAGCUCCGGCGGCGGCGGCGUGGGAAAGACGACCAGGGCAUGGGGAAGACGAAGACUUGCUCCAGCCACAUGCCACUGCCCCGUGCUCGCCUUGCUCCUCGAGCUGGCGGGCUGAUGAUGGAGGACCUGCACUCUUGGCUCCACCGGCGCUGCCGCUACCACUUCUGCUUCUGCUCCCCGCUUGCACACAGCGCAGCGAUUGGAGGAGCAAUGGAGUACUGCAGAGGAACGGAUGCUGCUUCCGUUGGUGCAGCUUGUAUGGCAGUCCCGAAGGAGAUGGCAACUGGAGAAGAGGAGCUUAACGGCGUUCUAAUCGUCGGCGGCGGAAUCUGUGGCCUCGCAACUGCGCUUGCUCUGCACAUAAAAGGUAUAGACAGCCUUGUUCUCGAGAAGGCCGAGAGCUUGAGGGCAACGGGGGCAGGAAUCAGCAUAAAUGUCAAUGGAUGGCGUGCGCUUGAGCAGCUGAAGGUUGGCGAGGAGCUGCGAAAACUGGCCGUAAAUCUUACUGGUCACAAAUUAUGGCAGACAAUGGCCAUGUUUGACAGGCAGAGUGUUAUCGAGCAGAAACUAUGUUUCGAAGCUAUUGAUUGUUCCGUUGUUUUCAUGCUGACAACUCUGGUUUCACUGAUUGGUAAGGUUUCAUACAGGCACCGCAUGCGUCCCAGCCGCUCACCGCCCCGCCUCGGCUAUCAAAGCGGACCUUCCCGCCCGAUGAACACCACAGUCGCCAGGCUGCAGGCAAUGCAGGGGUACCGUGAGGAUGUCCUCGACGUGGUGCGAAGCUGCGACCUGUCAUCCAUGAGCCUGACGCAGCUCUGCUACCGGACGCCGUGGCACCUAGUGUUCCAGCCGUUCGAGGAGGGCACGGUGACUGUCGCCAGCGGCGCCAUGCACGCCAUGGGGCCUUUCAUCGGGCAGGGCGGCUCGUCCAGCCUCGAGGACGCCGUCGUGGUCGCCCGGUGCUUGGCCCGAACGGUUUCCAACACCGCUGGCGAUGGUGACCACAGACCGGCGAAGAGCGUCGAAGAGGCACUCAGGUCGUACGUGCAGGAGAGGAAGGCGAGGAUCCUGAGGCUGUCCGUGCAGGCGUUCCUCAACGGGCAACUCAUCGUCGCAUCGUCGAAGCUCAUGAAGGCGUUGAUCAGAGCUGCCCUGGCGCUUCUCUUCACAGGAAAUUCAGACAGCCACAGCAACUUCGACUGCGGUUCCCUCUAGCUAGUAUGCUGCAAUUAUGGGACACAUCAUUCAGACAAGUUUACACGAAACAGUUUCCAUUUGUUUGCUGAUGCAUCACUACUCUCCUCAAUUAUAUGUACCACAGAUUACCUUUUUCACUUUAGCUAUAUGUAAGUUGCCUGAUUUUUAAAUUUGAGUCAGUCAAUUUUUCUAACUGUUGAUUGCUGCUCCAAGAUGCGUGCUGAUUUAUAUUUCUGUUCUGUGUUGUCCCGUAUUGGGCUGCACUUUUUUUGACCGUUGAUUACUGCUCUAAGACGCAAAUUUUGUCAUUGUUUAUUUUAAGUUUUGUUCCGUUUUAUUUAUUUUUCUUAAAGGGUAACACUAAGCCACUAAUUCAUUCUUCCUUAUAAAA
Aegilops tauschii subsp. strangulata is the source of this 1998-nucleotide messenger RNA. RefSeq names its product monooxygenase 1. Lineage: Eukaryota; Viridiplantae; Streptophyta; Magnoliopsida; Poales; Poaceae. The record is from RefSeq and is a predicted model, not a curated record. Gene Ontology annotation, molecular function: FAD binding.